AUGUCCGCCAAACGUCCCAAUUUCCUCUUCAUUCUUGCCGAUGACCUGGGGUUCUCUGAUAUCGGCUGCUACGGCGCCGAAAUCCAAACACCCAACAUCGAUCGACUGGCCGCCGAGGGUGUUCGCAUGCUCAAUCACCAUGCAGCUGCAGCCUGCUCUCCAACGCGCGCAAUGCUUAUGAGCGGAACCGGUGCGCACCUUGGAGGGUUAGGGGUCUUGAUUGAAUACAAGAUGAGCGAAAAGGGAGCUAAGCGGUAUUCUGGCAAGGCAGGUUAUGAGGGUUUCUUAAAUGAGGAUGUAGCGAUGCUGCCGGAAAUACUUGAAGAUUACGGAUAUUAUACAGCCAUGUCUGGAAAGGGCUACGCUCUUCACAAGGACCAUGGGCGCGCGGCUUUCAAAAGGCAUUUGACCAUGAUGCCGGGGUGUUGCAAUAAUUAUGAUUAUGGCUGGGAGCCGACUCAGGAACGAUUUCCAGUGGGAGGCCGGCUAUUACAUGCUGAGGAAGGCAAAAAAGUCGACAUAACACCUAACAAAUCUGAAGACCCAAACGGGUUCUACUCUACUACCGACUACUAUACCAAUCGGCUCAUUCAGUAUUUUGCAGGCCGAUCCGAAGAUGAGCAGUCAAAGCCAUUUUUUGCGUUCUUGCCCUACACAGCUCCACAUUGGCCUUUACAGUGUUCCAAAGCUCAGCGUGACAAAUACAAAGGCGUAUACGACGAUAGUCCGUACGCCCUACGUGAGCGCCGUCUAAAGAAACUGGUGGACAUGGGCAUCAUAGACCAGUCCGUCAUUCCUCACGAAGUUGAGACUACAACGCAAGGAGUUGGUGAAUGGGAUCAAUUCACGCCGGAAGAGAAGAAGUUCUCGAGUGCCGCAAUGGAGGCAUAUGCAGGCAUGGUUGAUUCCAUAGACGUCAAUGUCGGGAGGAUCGUGGAUUACUUGAAAAGAACUGGAGAGUACGACAACACCUUUAUCGUGUUUAUCAGUGAUAACGGAGCUGAGGGUGCAGCGAUGGAAGCAAUUCGCGAGGACAUAUCUUUAAGAGACCUGCUCAGUCCAGACUCUCACGACUUCCGGUGGGCCAAGCUAGAGGGUCUUCGCCGCGCUCCUUGGAUAGUCGCCAAUGCAGCGCACGACGAGGCUUUACUUGAGGAUAAGUCUGGAGGAGUAGAUACUGCAGUGACUCGAGAUGGUUAUGAUUCCCGUGCCCCUUCGCCUUCUCGAGAACAAUCCUCUUUCAUAUGCUUCGAAUACGAAGUGGCCGGUCGAGAAUCCCAAUACGAUUACCGACACCGACACAGGACCAUCGAAUAUUCCACUCGAAGCUGA
Molecule: messenger RNA, 1332 nt
Organism: Talaromyces marneffei
Lineage: Eukaryota; Fungi; Ascomycota; Eurotiomycetes; Eurotiales; Trichocomaceae
Exons: 8
Coding region: 1-1332 (443 amino acids)
Molecular function (GO): arylsulfatase activity
Source: RefSeq, a predicted model, not a curated record